AUGCCAUACCGCAAGAUCUCCAAAGACAUCAAAAUCGCCGCUAUGCAUCUCUAUGAAGACGAUGUACUCUCAAAGCCGGCGAUUCUAGACUAUCUCACCAUCUCCUCACGAACUUUCGACCGUAUUCUUGCUCUCUGGAAUGCUACUGGGGAUGUUGUCAGGGAGACGAACGGUGUUCGAGGCCGCCCCCGUAUUUUGCACUUUUCGGAUAUCGAAUACCUCAAGCGCCUCAUCCAACACCGCCCAGACUGGUUUCUUGACGAGCUUCAAUACCUGCUUCAGACCAAUCGCUUCAUUUCUGCGCACUUCACUACUGUCCACCGGGAACUCGUUCGAGCUGGAAUCUCUGCAAAGAAGAUCAAGAAGGCUGCCUCCGAAUGUGAUGAAGACCUUCAGGCUGACUUUAUUGGUCGGAUGGGCCAGUACUCGCCUGAACAACUCGGGUUUCUAGACGAAGUUUCAAAGGACGAGCGCACAUCAUCCCGGGCUCAUGGAAUGAUUGCGAGCACAGUUGUCGAAGGAUCAAUGACGCGAGACUUAUUCAUUGAGUACCUUGAAUUUACUGUGGUAUUUUGCUCAUCCAUUAUUUAUACACUAGAUGCCGCUUUGUGCGCCAUUUCCUGGAAAUCUGAGUGUGUUAGUGAUGGACAAUGCAAGGAUUCACCAUGGGGAGGAGAUUCUCGAGCUGGCAGAGCGCUUUGGGAUUAG
Laccaria bicolor S238N-H82 is the source of this 708-nucleotide messenger RNA. RefSeq lists its product as uncharacterized. The transcript has 4 exons. Bases 1 to 708 code for a protein of 235 amino acids. The record is from RefSeq and is a predicted model, not a curated record. NCBI's taxonomy places the organism in Eukaryota, Fungi, Basidiomycota, Agaricomycetes, Agaricales, Hydnangiaceae.